AUGAAAUAAUUUCCAAUAUAGUAAGCAAGAUCUCUAGUGAAUGAAUUCUUUGAUUUCGUUGCUAAGGCAGUUAGUCCAUUUCAUGUGACUUCCCUAUGCAAAGAAAGAUUAGCCAAAUCAGGAUUCACUGAAUUAAAUGAGACAGAAAAUUGGAAAUUAGAAAAGGGUGGUAAGUAUUUUUUCACAAGAAAUCUAACUACAAUCGUUGCCUUUACUGUUGGUCAAUAGUUUGAUCCAAACAAUACAGGAUUUAAAAUUAUAGGUGCUCACACAGAUAGUCCAUGUUUGAGAUUAGCACCAGUUUCUAAGUUAGAUUCUAAUGGAUUCUUAUAGACGUGUGUAUCUACAUAUGGUGGUGGUUUAUGGCACACAUGGUUUGAUCGAGAAUUAACAUUAGGAGGUCGUAUUGUUUUUAAAAAAGAUAAUGUUUAUUAGAGUUAGUUAUUUCAUUAUUAAAAACCUUUAUUAAAAAUACCUAAUUUAGCUAUUCAUCUAACAACUGAAAGAAAUAGCUUUGCUCCAAAUAGUAAUCAUACAUUUUAUAAUUAGAUGAAUCAAAUUUAAGGCCAGUGUUUGCUUAAGAAGCAUAUCAGACAUUGACAGGCAUUCAAAAACCUAACACUGAAGGAUAAACAAGCUUCGAAAACAAACACUAUAAAUUUUUACUGAAUUUAAUCACUGAAUAGACAGGUAUUCCAACAUCUGACAUAUUGGAUAUUGACUUAUAUUUUUCAGAUUGCUAAGCACCUUCUUAUUUUGGUUUGAAUGAAGAAUUCAUUUCUUCAGCUAGAAUUGAUAAUUUAUUUUCAAGUUUCUUCUCGCUUUUAGCAAUUACAAAUCCAGAAAGUUUCACAGAAGACCAAACAUUUAUUAAUAUGAUUUGUCUUUAUGAUCAUGAAGAAGUGGGAUCAUAAAGUGCCUAAGGAGCUGAUUCUUCAUUGUUAUCUAAUAACAUGAAAAGAAUUUACGAUAUCUUAUCUAAUUCUACUUAGACUUCUAUUGAUAGUUUUUAUAAAGCUAUUCAAAAAAGUUUUUUAAUUUCUUCAGAUAUGGCUCAUUCAAUUCAUCCAAAUUAUUCAGAUAAGCAUCAAUAAAAUCAUAGAGUAAAGAUGAAUGAGGGAAUAGUAAUUAAAAUUAAUCACAAUUAAAGAUAUGCAACAGACGGUGUUUCAUCAGCAAUCUUAAGAGUUAUUGCUUAAUAAGCUGAUGUUCCAAUUUAAGAUUUUAUUGUUAGAAAUGAUUCUCCUUGUGGCUCAACUAUUGGACCAUUAUAAGGUUUAAAUUAAUAUAAUAAUUUUAGCAUCCAAUACAGGUAUUAAAACUAUUGACAUUGGAGCAGCUUAAUGGGGAAUGCAUUCCAUCAGAGAAACUGCAGGAGUUGUAGAUGGAUAUUAUUUGGAAAAGCUGUUUGUUCAGUUUUAUAAACAAUACGAAAAAAUAGAUCAUUAGUUGCUAGGAAUUUGAGCA
Molecule: messenger RNA, 1467 nt
Organism: Paramecium sonneborni
Lineage: Eukaryota; Ciliophora; Oligohymenophorea; Peniculida; Parameciidae
Source: the annotation of a GenBank genome assembly